This is a messenger RNA of Echinostoma caproni, 459 nucleotides long. Lineage: Eukaryota; Metazoa; Platyhelminthes; Trematoda; Plagiorchiida; Echinostomatidae. The record is from the annotation of a GenBank genome assembly.
AUGUAUUCUGAGCACUCUGAGUCCUCCGACGAGGACACUUUACCCAUGCGGGAAAUCCUCAUGCCACAUGAGGUGUCUGAAACCAGCGAGUGGGCUAGCACUCAAAUAGCGCUAGAAGCGGCUCUAUUCGCCCUUGACCUGCAAGGUUCGAUUAUGCACGAAAGGCGUGGGAAAUUCGCGGCACCAGAUAACGAUUUAAGUCACCUGACAGCGUUAUUUAACGAUGACUUCCCAGCAUGUGUUACUGCAGGCCAGGCGAUCGCACUAUGGAAACGACGGAUAUUCGACACUGUAGUCAAACUAGAAUCAGCGGCUAUUAGCGCCAAACGGAUUAUAAUUUGGGAUUGUUUCCCCAAGUUCAAUUCUCCGGUUCAGACAACCGAAACCCUUUUGAGAAGCCUUACAGCUCCAUCCCUACCCCAAACGAAUCGGAGCGUCGUGGCUGAUGUCCAAAUCUAA